AUGGUGCAGACCCACACUGGUCCUGUGCAGGAGGAUCUCCUGGGACUAAAGCAGGUUUGUCCCAAAAGGGCAGUUACACCAAAGCACAAGGAGUUUGGAGCAAAGUACAUCAAAGAAGAGUUUGGGUUAGCUGCCCUCAGCAGGUGUCUUGGAAAAUGGUGCCUGUCAGCUCCUUUUUCUCCCAGAGACACGAUUAAUGCUACCUCUCCCAGAUGUGCUUCAAGAGGAGGGAACAGUCUCUCCCAGGACAUCGCAGGGGAUCCUCAGACUGCGUCUUCUGCCCCCAGGCUAUCUGCCCUCCUUCUCCACAGGAACACUGCAGCACCCUCAAGACUUCACACUGGCCAUGCUACUGACUUCUUAAACUUUAAAAGAUGUUUAAAAUCAGAGAUAACAAUUGAAAAUGGAUUUUUUUCUGAAUCUGAAUUUGCAUUUCCCUUGAAUAAAGAAGCACAAUAUCAGUGUAAAUCAGGAUAUGUAACAGCAGAUGGUAAUACUUCAGGAUCAAUUACAUGUCUGGAAAGUGGAUGGUCACCUCAACCCACAUGUAUUCAAAUCUCCUGCCAAGAACCAGAUAUUGUAAAUGGAUAUAUUUUAUCUCCGAAGCAAAGUUACAAGGAAAAUGAACAACUUCAAUAUAAAUGUAACAGUGGUUAUGAAUACAGUGAGAGAGGAGAUGCUGUAUGUACUAAAUCUGGGUGGACUCCAAGUCCUUCAUGUACAGAAGUAGUAUGUGCUUCUCCUUAUAUUCCAAAUGGUGACUACUCACCUGAAGCUGUCCAAUACAAAACUGGAGAUGAAAUCACAUAUUACUGUAAAAAUGGCUUUUAUCCUGCAACCCAUGGAAAUACAGCAAGGUGCUCUAGAAAAGGCUGGCAACCUCCUCCAAGAUGUACUUUGAAGUUCUGUGAUUUUCCAGAAAUAAAACAUGGACAUUUACACAAUGAAAAUAGAUAUAGAGCAUACUUUCCAGCAAAGUUAAGAGAAUAUUUUGUCUAUUUCUGUGAUACCAAUUUUGUGACUCCUUCAAAACAUAAUUGGGGAUACAUUACUUGCACACCCUUUUCUAAUUGCAUAUCUUGUAUUUUCAGUUAUUUGAAAAAUGGAAGUGAUACAAGGUUUGGACAAAAAUAUUUCCAAGAUGGAUCUGUGAGAGUUCAAUGCAGUUCUGGUUACAGUCUUCAAAAUGAGCAGACUAUAAUGACAUGUACAGAGGAUGGCUGGUUCCCUCCUCCAGAAUGCAUUCCUCUCAAAAGAUGUUUAAAAUCAGAGAUAGUAAUUGAAAAUGGAUUUUUUUCUGAAUAUAAAUUUGCAUAUCCCUUGAGUAAUGAAACAAAAUAUCAGUGUAAAUCAGGAUAUGUAACACCAGAUGGUAAAACUUCAGGAUCAAUUACAUGUCUGGAAAGUGGAUGGUCACCUCAACCCACAUGUAUUAAAUCUUGUGACAUGCCAGUAUUAGAGAACGGCACAAUCAAAAGUUAUAGCACAUGGUUUAAAGUCAAUGACACGUUGGACUAUGAAUGCCAUAAUGGAUUUGAAAGCAGAGAUGGGCACACAGGUUCUGUAGUGUGUGGUAAUGAUGGUUGGUCUUAUAAACCAGAAUGCUAUGAAAUAGAAUGCAAGUUUCCAGAAGUAGAAGAAAACUUAAUUGCUACCCCCAGAAAGGACAAAUACAGAGUUGGAGAUGUGUUGAAAUUCUCCUGCAGAUCAAGACUUAAAAGAGUUGGACCAGACUCAGUUCAAUGUUAUGACUUUGGAUGGUCCCCUAACUUUCCAACAUGUAAAGAGCAAACAAAACAGUGUGCUCCACCUCCUCAACUCCUCAAUGGGAAAGUUAAAGAAACACCAAAAGAAAUCUAUGAACACAGUGAUUUGGUGGAAUAUGUUUGCAAUACUAGAUUUCUGAUGAAGGGUUUUAAAAAAAUUCAGUGUGUUGACGGACAAUGGACAGACUUGCCUAUGUGUAUUGAAAUCAACACUCUCUGUAGGAGGGUACAUGAACUUCAUUACAGCUCUGUUGUUCAGUCUUCUGCCUCUCCCUAUCACCAUCGAGAUUCGGUAGAGUUCAAUUACAUGGAAGACUUUACAAUGAUUGGACACAAGUCAGUUACAUGUCUUAAUGGAAUGUGGACCCCACUUCCUCAAUGCAUUACAACUGAUGAACCUAAAAAAUGUAAAUAUGGCUUGAAUAGAAAAGAGGUACAACCAUUAAGUAAGACUGUAUAUGAUCAUAACGAGAAAGUAAAUUAUAAAUGCAGAGGAGCAACAAAGCUGAAACACUCAACAUGCAUCAAUGAGCGAUGGAACACCGAACUAAGCUGCAUAGAUAAGCUCUUGUUUUCAAAAAUUAUCACGCAGCCGUGCCCCCCUCCACCUCAGAUUCCCAAUGCUCAAAAUAUGGCAACGACGGUGAAUUAUCAGGAUGGAGAAAAAGUAUCUGUUGUCUGUCAAGACAAUUAUAUAAUUCAGGGUGCAGAAGAAAUUGUGUGCCGAAAUGGAAGAUGGCAGUCAAUACCUCGCUGUGUUGCUAUUUCCUGUGAGAAUCCACCCAAAGUGGAAAAUGCUAUUAUACUAAAUGAGAAGCCUAGGUAUCUACCUGGUCAGACUGCACGUUAUGAAUGCAUCAAACCUUUUGAAUUGCUUGGGGAAGUAGAAGUGACAUGUUUAGACGGGUACUGGUCACAACCUCCUCAGUGUGCAGAACCUAGUGGAAAAUGUGUGUCUCCUCCAUCUAUCGACAAUGGAGACAUUACCUCAUUCCCACUACUAGCAUAUGCUCCGGGAUUGUCAGUAGAGUACAAAUGUCAGGCCUUCUAUGUACUUCAGGGACCCAGGACCAUAACAUGCAGAAAUGGAAAGUGGUCAUCACCACCACCAAAAUGCUUAGCGCCCUGUGCAGUAUCAGAAGAAAUCUUGAGAAGACAUAAUAUAAGAUUUCGAUGGUCUUAUGAGAAAAAAAUAUAUUCUAUGACAGGGGAUAUGAUUGAAUUUAACUGUCUUCAUGGAUAUCGUAGAAAGACACCAGUGCAUACAUUCCGACCCAUAUGUCAGGAUGGGAAACUGUUAUAUCCUGAAUGUGAAUAAAAUAAUGAUUAAGAUGCAGUCCUAAAAUUAAAAUAUGUACAUUUACUCAGAA
This is a messenger RNA of Neogale vison (American mink), 3136 nucleotides long. RefSeq names its product complement factor H-like. The transcript has 17 exons. The record is from RefSeq and is a predicted model, not a curated record. NCBI's taxonomy places the organism in Eukaryota, Metazoa, Chordata, Mammalia, Carnivora, Mustelidae. The coding region runs from base 1 to 3084 and encodes 1027 amino acids.